UGCACAAGCUGAUUGCCGGUUAUCAGUUCAUCCAAUUAGAUACGUGGUAUAUUAAGAUACCAAAUUGAACUUAUUUAUUGAUAUAGCAUUUCAACAAUUUCAUCUGUCUUCAAGUAUAUUUCUGUUUGCUACUACCUCAGUAUUUAGUAAAAAAAAAAACAUUCCUAUAAAGAUGUCCACGGCAAGUUUACAACGGGAUGAGAUUUUAUUGCUCUUUGAUGUGGAUGGUACGUUGACAUAUCCUCGUACAAAUAUCCAACCGGAAUUCGAAGCAUUUUUGUAUUCAAAAGUGAAACCGCUCGCAAAUAUAGCCACUGUUGGCGGUUCGGAUUUGGAGAAAAUGUUUGAGCAAUUGAAUGGUAAAAAAAUACUGGGGGAAUUUGAUUUCCUCUUUCCUGAAAAUGGGCUGGUUCAAAUUGAUCAUGGAAAGGAAGCUGGAAAACAAAACAUAAUACAACAUCUGGGUGAGCCAACUUUGAAACGAUUUAUAAAUUUUGUGCUCCGUAAUUUGUCGGAAUUGGAAUUACCAAUAAAGCGUGGAACGUUUAUAGAAUUCAGAAAUGGUAUGUUGAAUGUUUGUCCAAUGGGCAGGCAAUGCACACGUUCGGAAAGAAAUAUGUUUGUUGAAUAUGAAAAGAAGCAUAAUGUGCGCGAGGAAAUGAUUAAGGUACUUCAAGAAGAAUUUGCUGAUGUUGAUCUCCAAUAUAGCAUCGGUGGUCAAAUAAGUUUUGACGUUUUUCCAAAGGGUUGGGAUAAAACAUAUGCCUUACGUUAUAUUGAAGCCAAUUACAAUUUUAAAGAAAUACAUUUCUUUGGUGACAAGACUGAGCCCGGUGGUAACGAUUACGAAAUCUUCAUUGAUCCUCGCGUGAUAUCACACAAAGUAGCUACACCAGAAGAUACCCGUCGUAUACUGACCGAUUUGUUAAAAAUAUCAGAUUCUUAAACUUUUACACAUAUUGCAUAUAUUAUAUUAUUGUUAUGAAGAUUUACUUGGAAAUAAAAAAAUUGCGAGAUACUUUUCUUUUAUAAAU
Molecule: messenger RNA, 1034 nt
Organism: Ceratitis capitata (Mediterranean fruit fly)
Lineage: Eukaryota; Metazoa; Arthropoda; Insecta; Diptera; Tephritidae
Gene: Pmm2
Product: probable phosphomannomutase
Exons: 1
Coding region: 173-946 (257 amino acids)
Biological process (GO): GDP-mannose biosynthetic process; protein N-linked glycosylation; mannose metabolic process
Cellular component (GO): cytosol
Molecular function (GO): phosphomannomutase activity
Source: RefSeq, a predicted model, not a curated record